GAACGGUCGCGCUGCAUGCCGGGAAGUGUAGUUCCUGCCGUGAGGGAGCGGUUGAGAAAGGCUUCCGUCUAUGCAGAUAAGUGGGCGGGGCUUGAGGCCGGGCAGCCAGGGGCCGCCACUGGAUGCGGCGGCGGCAGCAGCUGCGGUAUUUCCCGGCGUGGAGGAGGCGGGGCCAGGGGAGGAGGCGUUGAGCGCGCCCCUGUGCCGCCUCAUGUGUGCCCUGCCCGGGGAGCAGGAAAGGAGCCUCCGGCGGCGGCAACCAUGUCUGAGAAUGGCGCCUCCGCUGCCCCCGUCCCCAACGGCGAGUGCGCCGCGCGGCCGCCUGGCAACAAGGUGACCGUGGUGCUGGGGGCCCAGUGGGGCGACGAGGGCAAGGGCAAGCUGGUGGAUCUGCUGGCGCAGGACGCGGACAUCGUCUGCAGGUGCCAGGGAGGCAACAAUGCUGGGCAUACUGUUGUUGUAGAUUCCGUGGAAUAUGAUUUUCAUCUCUUACCCAGUGGGAUCAUCAAUCCAAAGGUCAUUGCAUUCAUUGGAAAUGGUGUGGUGAUUCACUUGCCAGGACUGUUUGAAGAAGCAGAGAAAAAUGUAAAAAAAGGAAAAGGACUAGAAGGCUGGGAGAAACGAUUAAUAAUUUCCGACAGAGCUCAUAUUGUAUUUGACUUUCAUCAGGCUGCUGAUGGCAUUCAAGAACAACAAAGACAAGAGCAAGCAGGAAAGAACUUGGGAACGACCAAAAAGGGGAUUGGUCCAGUGUAUUCUUCGAAAGCAGCUCGAAGUGGGCUCAGAAUGUGUGAUCUUGUUUCUGAUUUUGGUGAAUUUUCGGAGAGGUUCAAAGUGUUAGCUAAUCAGUACAAAGCUAUAUAUCCAACCUUAGAGAUAGAUCUUGAAGGGGAAUUGAAAAAACUCAAGGGCUACAUAGAAAGGAUUAAACCAAUGGUGAGGGAUGGUGUUUAUUUCAUACAUGAGGCUCUACAUGGACCACCAAAGAAAAUCUUAGUAGAAGGUGCAAAUGCAGCAUUACUGGACAUCGAUUUUGGGACGUAUCCUUUUGUGACCUCUUCGAAUUGUACAGUUGGAGGCGUUUGCACAGGUUUGGGCAUGCCGCCUCAGAAUGUUGGGGAAGUAUAUGGAGUUGUAAAAGCAUAUACAACUAGAGUUGGAAUCGGUGCCUUUCCUACAGAACAAGAUAAUGAAAUUGGAGAAUUGCUGCAGAAACGAGGUAAGGAGGUUGGCGUGACCACUGGUAGAAAAAGAAGAUGUGGCUGGCUGGAUCUUGUGUUACUCCGAUACGCCCACAUGAUUAAUGGAUUUACUGCAUUGGCUGUUAUGAAAUUGGAUAUCUUGGAUGUAUUUCCAGAAAUCAAAGUUGGAGUUGCUUACAUACUAAAUGGUGAAAUCAUACCUCAUUUUCCUGCAAACCAGGAAGUCUUAAAUAAAGUAGAGGUUCAGUAUGAGACAUUCCCAGGAUGGGACACAGACAUAUCAAAUGCAAGAACAUUUGAUGAACUGCCUGUAAAUGCACAGAACUAUGUUCGCUUUAUAGAAAUGGAGCUUGGCAUUCCUGUUAAAUGGAUUGGAGUAGGGAAAUCCAGAGAGUCAAUGAUCCAGAUGUUUUAAAGAUUUCAGAUGCGUGGAAGAAAGCACACUCCUCAAUAAGACUGCUUAGUCUUACAUGUAUUAUUAGUAGCCUACAAAGCAAAGAUGUUGGAAGAAUAGAUCUUGCGAGGAAAGAAAUGCUAGAGUUGGUCUCCCAAACUGAUUGAUUGCUACUCCUGAAAGACUUUGACCUCUACCUAUAUCAGCUCUCUAUCCAACUGGCAAUAUCUCCAGGACACUUUCCAUUACUGUUAUACAUGGUGCCACCAGACUUUUCUUUAUCAUCUAGUAUUUACUUCAUAACAUAAUCCUUGAUGUUUGAAAAUGGAAGGUAACAUUAUUUUCCUGACUUUGUCUUGAUUGUCGUAUCCAUGCUUCUGGCGGUGUUACUUCCCUGAAAUCUUAACCAGUAAAAAUAAUGCAGUUUUGCACAAAUGGUUUUACAUCCUCAUUAUAUGUACUCCUAAAUAUGUUGUAUUCUUUAUGGCUGCUGUUGUAGUGAGUGAUUAAAGAGGGAUUCUGAUGAUUUUAUAAUGCUAUAAACAUUGUCUAAACUGUG
Mauremys reevesii (Reeves's turtle) is the source of this 2155-nucleotide messenger RNA. RefSeq names its product adenylosuccinate synthase 2 (gene ADSS2). Gene Ontology annotation, biological process: IMP metabolic process; 'de novo' AMP biosynthetic process. The record is from RefSeq and is a predicted model, not a curated record. Gene Ontology annotation, molecular function: GTP binding; adenylosuccinate synthase activity. NCBI's taxonomy places the organism in Eukaryota, Metazoa, Chordata, Testudines, Geoemydidae. Gene Ontology annotation, cellular component: cytoplasm. The transcript has 13 exons. The coding region runs from base 16 to 1617 and encodes 533 amino acids.